Amphibalanus amphitrite is the source of this 2731-nucleotide messenger RNA. RefSeq names its product serine/threonine-protein kinase meng-po-like. NCBI's taxonomy places the organism in Eukaryota, Metazoa, Arthropoda, Thecostraca, Balanomorpha, Balanidae. The transcript has 3 exons. Gene Ontology annotation, biological process: peptidyl-serine phosphorylation; peptidyl-threonine phosphorylation. Gene Ontology annotation, molecular function: ATP binding; protein serine/threonine kinase activity. The record is from RefSeq and is a predicted model, not a curated record. The coding region runs from base 859 to 2097 and encodes 412 amino acids.
AGUCGGGCCGGCACCGUCGGCCGAGUCGCAGGUGCUGUGGCACAAGUGUGGUACUUAAAUAGCGCAGAUCGGCCGGCGCGGUGGUCACGACAGUCGGUGGCAGAGCCCGGCCCGUGCUGCUGACAGUGGCAGAGACACCGGAACAAAGAUCGGAGACGGAGACGCGCAGACGGAACGGAGACUGAGACUGAGGCAGAGUCAUAAAGACGAACAGGCGGGAAGACGUAAGUAGAGAAGAAUACUUAGACGGACAACAAUAGACGGACAGCUAAGCGGAAAGGCGGUAUCGUCGGCGGUGUAGUGAGCUUCUGUAUACCAUGGAGAGCUGCCGACGCUGGUUCGAAGAGCGGCUGAGCGGCUGCUGAGCGCUGCGUGAGCUGCCGACGGCGGGUGCCGCCGGUGCCAAACACUGUCUGUGCGCGGCGCACCUACCCUGCCACGGGCCGGCCGACGGCGCUGUCAGCGGCGCAGUCUGGCAGCGGGUGACGAGGUAGGCGGAGGGCGGGCAGUGUGAGGGCGAUCCGAGAAACGAGCUGGCCCAGCUGCAGUGAGGCGGUGAACGGAGUCACACCAGAUACAGUGACCCAGAGAGCAGGAUUUGUCACCUGUAGUGACUCGCGGAAAUUAUUCGUGAUAAUUACUUUAUGCAUGAUAGAACCGCGCCACAAGGUGUGCGAGUGCUGAGUUAGUUCAGGUGAUAGGUACCGUGUUACCACUGAAGUGGUAGAAAAAAGUGUCUAAAGUGAUUUCGUUUGUCAGUGAUGUCUCACAGCGCUCAUGCUGACGGAGCAAAGUGAAGUGAGCGUCUCAGUGACAGCUUCGGUCGAACUCGAGCGGGGUACUUUCCAGUGACUGAGCAUGAGCGACCGGCCCAGAAAAUCCGGCCACAGCUCCAGUGAAAGGAAGGGAAGCAUUCACCAGAUCAGGAACCUGAAGCUGGAGGAGGUGAAGCUGGAGGAGCAGUAUGAGGUGCUGCAGACUCUCUGCGAGGUGUGGUCCGGCCGUAUUUUGCUGGCUGAACACCGCGCCAGCCGACACGAGGUCAUCCUCAAGGCGCUUCACAAGGUGGCCACCAGCCGGGCCGACUUUCUGCGCGAGUUCCACUACAGUUACUUCCUGAGUCCCCACCGGAGCAUCGUGACCACGUACGACGUGGCGUUCAGUACGUCCGACAUGUUCGUGUUCGCCGAGGAGUACGCUCAGUUCGGCGACCUGGCCUGCUACGUCUCCAACGGCGGCAUCGGCGAGCGCAACACCAAGCUGCUGGCGCCUCAGCUGGUCGCUGCGCUCGACUUCAUGCACAGCAAGAGCCUGGUGCACCGCAACGUGCGGCUCGACAACAUCCUGGUCUUCAAGAGCGACCUGUCGCGCGUCAAGCUGGCCGACUUUGACCAGACGCGGCCGGUGGGCUGGCGCGCCCGGCGCGGCGACGAGUGGGCGCCGUACGCGCCGCCCGAGGUGGUCAGCCAGCCGCGCGGCGAGCUGUACACGGUGGCGGCCGCGCACGACACCUGGCAGCUGGCCGUGGUGCUAGUGGUGUGUCUGACCGGUGCCCUGCCCUGGCAGCGCGCCGACAAGACCGACGCCCGGUACGCGGCCUUCUGCCAGUGGCGCGGCUACCGGGCGCUGCGCGCUCCGCACCGGUUCGGCGAGUUCUCGCUCCGGCUGCAGGGCCUGCUGCGGCGGCUGUUCGAGCCGCGCGCGCGCCGCCGCUGCGCCGUCACCGAGAUCGGCCGCCACCUGGGCCACCGCUGGACGGCCCGCUCGGCCUCGGCCGCCGCCGGUGACGGCGUGGACGCCGGCGACGCCACCUCGGUCUGCUACUCGACGUGGUCGGUGCACUCGUGUCAGCAGCAGAAGAACGCCGUGCUGGCGCCGCUGCGCGCCCUCGGACUGGAGACGGUCGUCGAUCACGACGCCAAGCGGCAGCGGCUGCGGGACUGGGUGGCGCUGACGGCGCGCGGGCCCGCCCUCGAGGAGGGUGAGCCGGAGCUGACGGAGGGCCGCGGCGGCGGGAGCCAGAGCUCGGCGGCGUCGGCGGCCUCCUGUCCGCGGCACAGUCCGGCCGGCUCGCUGGCCGAGGAGGACGCCGAGUAGACCCUGAACUGUCGGGUGAACUGGCGUGGUAGAGAGCUCCGACUCCAACGACUGGACUCGGCCAGACUCGUGCGCUAUCCAAGUGGUAUACGAUCAAAAAGGUCACGAUCAAAAUGGUACUCGAUCAAAAUGGUAGACAUACGAUCAAAAUGAUAGAUAAACGAUCAAAAUUAAAUAGCGUACUUUUACAACAACAAGUACGUGUUGACCAAUGCUGUGCACUGGCAGAUGAUUGUAGAUUAUUUACCAAGUCUCGCCGUGGCGAAACUCCUAAAACGUUUGUAUCACGGUGAGGCUAAAUAUCCCGUGUCUGUGCAGUGUGAGCGCAUGUCGAUGCCGCUAUCGUUGCUCUGUUGUGACUGUUCGCUGCAUGAUUGCUUCGUAUGACUGCAACUGCCAGCCGCCAGAAGCUGAGAUGAAGCGACUGCCUCUUGGUGUGCCUGGACACAAUCGGUGGCUUUGGACCUGGGCCGCCGUCUGCGGUUCAUGUUCCAUGUAACGAGCAUCACCUAUUUACCGCGUGCAUGUCUUCCUCGCAUUAUUUUUGUGCCAGACCAAUCGGAUUGAUCCUCACACAUGUCAUAAGUGAACGGUGUGACAUUUGAUAUACCGAAAUAAAUGAUAUUCAUUGUUA